CUUGUUCUGAGCGAAACAUAACAGCUGUAAACAACAUCCCUGUUUCUUUCUUUUUGAUAUCCGGUUCAAGCAAUUGUCAUGGCACCCAGAAAGGCUAAAGUGCAAAAGGAGGAAGUCCAGGUCCAGUUGGGUCCUCAAGUACGUGAUGGCGAGAAUGUUUUUGGCGUUGCCCACAUCUAUGCCAGUUUUAACGAUACUUUCGUGCACGUCACUGACUUGUCCGGACGUGAAACCAUCGCUCGCGUCACUGGUGGCAUGAAGGUGAAGGCUGAUCGUGAUGAAGCUUCCCCCUACGCCGCUAUGUUGGCUGCACAGGAUGUUGCUGAGCGUUGUAAGGUUCUUGGCAUCACCGCCUUGCACAUCAAAUUGCGCGCCACUGGUGGCAACAAGACCAAGACCCCUGGACCUGGCGCCCAGUCGGCUCUUCGUGCUCUGGCUCGUUCAUCCAUGAAGAUUGGUCGCAUUGAGGAUGUUACUCCUAUCCCAUCGGAUUCUACCCGCAGGAAGGGCGGUCGUCGUGGUCGUCGUCUGUAAAGCGCUCAUAAUUUUAUAUUGUUUUUGUUGUGCAUAUGAACGAAAAAAUAUAUAAAAGGCGCUAAUGUUUACAUAA
Drosophila busckii is the source of this 610-nucleotide messenger RNA. RefSeq names its product 40S ribosomal protein S14a. Lineage: Eukaryota; Metazoa; Arthropoda; Insecta; Diptera; Drosophilidae. Gene Ontology annotation, cellular component: ribosome; cytosolic small ribosomal subunit. The record is from RefSeq and is a predicted model, not a curated record. Gene Ontology annotation, molecular function: small ribosomal subunit rRNA binding; mRNA 5'-UTR binding; structural constituent of ribosome. Gene Ontology annotation, biological process: ribosomal small subunit assembly; translation; maturation of SSU-rRNA from tricistronic rRNA transcript (SSU-rRNA, 5.8S rRNA, LSU-rRNA). The transcript is spliced from 3 exons. Bases 79 to 534 code for a protein of 151 amino acids.